ACAACACACCCUCCCUCUUGAGCGGGAAACAUACUCUCUAAUACUGUUAUCGCCAUUCUCUCUCUUCUUCAUCUUCUUCAUAAUCUUCAUCUUCCUCUGUCACCAAUCAUGCCACUUACGUUCCACGGAUUCUCCAUAAGGGACUACACUUCCAAGAUGAGGUCCGUCGACGUUUUCAAAUGCUGGCCAUUCGCCGCCGCCGAGGUUAGCCAGGAGGACAUCGAGUCUUGGCUGCCUCCGAUGACUGUUCCCAAGUCUCGCUGCUGCUCCGACCAGGUCGCCGGACUGAGAUCCAACCUCGACGGAGCUGGCGGAGAGGAAGGAACGGAGAGUCGCCAUGAGGAGGUGGUUUCUCGAAGCAAAUCGGUCGACGAGGAUAACUCUUUUGCCGGGGUCGGUGCGUCGGAAAAGGAGGAGGAAGAGAAGAUGGAGAUGGUUUGUCCGGUGUGCCGCGACUUCAACGCGGCGACGCUGACGGCGGUGAACGCUCACAUCGAUGGUUGUCUCGCGGAGACGAUGAGGGAGGAGCGGCGGCAGAUGAGGAGAUCGAAGUCGAAGGCGCCGAAGAAGCGGUCCAUAGCGGAGAUUUUCGACCUGAAGGAGGAUGAAGAAGAGGAGGAGCCGCCUCCGGAGAUCGAGACGGUGUUGAAAGUCUGGCCGUUCGACGCCGACGAGGUUUCGAUUACGGUCACGAAGUUCCAGUGGCUCUCGCGGCGACUUGAAGCGCUGAGAUCCAACGGAAUUUCGCGUGAAUCGGCAAAAUCUGAUGAAGGAAACUCGAAUUCUGCGGAGGAAGAGGAGAAAUUGGAGAUGGUUUGUCCUGUUUGUAGGGUUUUCAACGCCGCAACCGUGACGGCGGUGAAUGCGCAUAUCGAUGGUUGCCUUGCGAAGGCAAUGAAGGAUGAGCGGUGGCAGAUGAGGAGGCUGGGUUUGAAUCCCAAGCCCAAAGCACCGAAGAAACGCUCGAUUGCGGAGAUUCUCACCGUUGCGCCGCAAAUCGACGCCACCGGCAACGGCGAUUUCGUGGCGGAGGCUGAGGAAGAAGACGAACAUGAAGCGAACAGAGAACAAUUCGUGAAAACUGGUUUCUAUGGUGCCACAAUCAAUUGCACGAGAAAGAGUUCAAACAAAAACGUGUCAAAAAAGAAAAAGACGAAGUUUACGAAGAAAAAAAGCAAGGUGGAAAAACCACGUAUUUUGCCUCUGAACAACGAGAGUAAGAAGAUGAAUAAAAAGAAGAAGGCACAGAAGAAAAAAUUGUUAAACAACGAGUUCACUGCAAAGAAGGUAUGUUUUUCUGCAUGUCUUCAUGUUAUGUGUGGUUUCAUGCCAUAAAAUAUAGGUUAAUCUUUCAUGUACGCAUGCUAGUUCCCGUACUUUGCAGCUAAUUUGCAUUUAAGCAUAAAAUAUAACUCAAUACUGUAGUUUCUGUGUUGAUUAAGCCAUGCGAUAAUAGGUUUGCGAACUCUAUAUGUUGCUUUUUCGGAAUAAAAUUGAUGCCGAAAUAGCUGGUUUUGAGAGACAGCGUCACGUUCGUGAUUUGUGGUAGAGACUGAGGGGUUUCUAGUUACGUGCUUAUGUGAAAUUCGUGGAAAAGAGCGUUAUAAAUAUUGAAGAUGAGGGCCUAUUCGUGGGUGCGACAUGCGCUGCAAGAAUGUUGAUCCAUCUGUGAGCUGUUUAGUUGGUACAAGUUAUCCUAGCUAGAAGGGGCCACCCAUGGGUUACUAGGUAGAAGACCUGAGAGCCUAAUGAUGAGGGGUUUUCUCUGCCUCGUCACUAUUAGCUAAUAAUUUUGGGGUAAUUAUCAUAUGGGCCACGGGUAGAUAGCUAGAUAAAUGUAUUUUCUCUUCUGUGAUGAUGGCUAGUUUUUCUGACAUAGGUUUGGAUACAGCUUGCAGCUGGAUAAGAUAUGGGUAGUGCGAUUAUUUGGUCAGUUAGUGAACACCAGAAAUUAUGAAAUGAUGCGGUUCAGUGAAUGUUUUGUUAUGCAAUGCGAGAUGGACACCUCGUUUGAAAAUUUGUAGUGUUUUGGAGUAAUGUAGUAGAUCUUUAUCGUAUGGGCGUUAUCCGGU
Molecule: messenger RNA, 2072 nt
Organism: Abrus precatorius (Indian licorice)
Lineage: Eukaryota; Viridiplantae; Streptophyta; Magnoliopsida; Fabales; Fabaceae
Exons: 2
Coding region: 109-1335 (408 amino acids)
Biological process (GO): DNA repair
Molecular function (GO): DNA binding
Source: RefSeq, a predicted model, not a curated record